This is a messenger RNA of Lepisosteus oculatus (spotted gar), 3499 nucleotides long. RefSeq names its product hyaluronan synthase 2 (gene has2). The record is from RefSeq and is a predicted model, not a curated record. Gene Ontology annotation, biological process: hyaluronan biosynthetic process; extracellular matrix assembly. Gene Ontology annotation, molecular function: hyaluronan synthase activity. Gene Ontology annotation, cellular component: plasma membrane. Lineage: Eukaryota; Metazoa; Chordata; Actinopteri; Semionotiformes; Lepisosteidae.
AGGAAGCAUAAACUUACGACGUCUGGAAGAAAUUACAGAUGCAGAAAAAGUGGUACAAGUAGAAUGAUUCGACAGUUCAAGACUUUAAUCUGUAUGCUUGAAAAAACUUGAAUUUAGAUGAGUUCUUGUCAGUAACACUGACUACUAUUUAUAAUAAGGAAUAACGUUUUUUUUAUUCUUAAAAAUAACAAAUUACAUUACCAAAGAACUGACAAGAUAAUAUAAUAUAUACAUAAGUGCAGUAUAAAUGUAGACUAUAUGAUGUAAGUACAAGAAGGAAAAAAAAGAAAACUUGAAAACAAUUUCCUGAGCUUUGAAAGAAAACGUGGAUAUUGCACUGCCUUGGAAUUGUCUUAUUUUGGGUUUUUACUAAAAUCUUAGACAUGCUUUUGUGAAGUUUCAUCCAAUUUCACUCCAGUGCUGAAAAGGGAUCCUCAUCAGACUGCAGAAGUUCCAUCACACAGGAGAACAAGACUCCGUCAUAAAGCUGCUUCAAGAUGAGGUGUGACAGAGUCAUAACCUACUUGAGGGUAUUUGGGACGACAAUGUUUGGAGUAUCCUUGCUCCUGGGAAUCACCGCUGCCUAUAUUAAGGGGUACCAAUUCAUUGCGACUGACAAUCACUAUUUCUCAUUUGGACUUUAUGGUGCCAUUUUGGCCCUGCAUCUCAUCAUCCAAAGCCUUUUUGCCUACCUGGAGCACCGGAAAAUGAGGAGAUCCCUGGAGACUCCCAUCAAAUUGAACAAAACACUUGCCCUCUGCAUCGCUGCUUACCAGGAAGACCCAAACUACCUAAGAAAGUGUCUGAUGUCCGUCAAAAGACUUACCUACCCCGGGAUAAAAGUAAUCAUGGUAAUUGAUGGAAACAACGAGGACGAUAACUACAUGAUGGACAUCUUUAAAGACGUCAUGGGAAGGGACAAGGCUGCUUCUUACAUCUGGAAAAGUAACUUUCACCACAAAGGGCCUGACGAAACUGACGAGUCCCACUUGGAAAGCAUGAAGCAUGUGACCCACUUGGUCUUGUCCAACAAAUGCAUCUGCAUAAUGCAGAAAUGGGGAGGAAAGCGAGAAGUAAUGUACACAGCCUUUAAAGCCCUUGGGAAGAGUGUGGAUUAUGUGCAGGUUUGCGAUUCAGACACCAUGUUGGACCCAGCAAGCUCCGUUGAAAUGGUGAAAGUGUUAGAAGAAGACCCAAUGGUGGGAGGAGUUGGAGGCGAUGUGCAGAUUCUGAACAAGUACGAAUCCUGGAUAUCGUUCCUCAGCAGCGUGAGGUACUGGAUGGCCUUCAACAUCGAGCGUGCCUGCCAGUCGUAUUUUGGCUGCGUGCAGUGUAUCAGCGGACCUCUGGGGAUGUACAGGAACUCCCUCCUCCACGAGUUCCUUGAGGACUGGUAUAACCAAGAGUUCCUGGGCAGUCAAUGCAGCUUUGGAGAUGACAGACACCUCACAAACCGUGUACUGAGCCUUGGAUAUGCCACCAAGUACACCGCCAGGUCCAAGUGCUUAACAGAAACCCCCAUUAGAUAUCUACGGUGGUUGAACCAGCAGACACGGUGGAGUAAAUCCUAUUUCAGAGAAUGGCUGUACAAUGCAAUGUGGUUUCAUAAGCACCACCUGUGGAUGACCUAUGAAGCUGUGAUCACUGGGUUCUUCCCCUUCUUUCUUAUUGCCACAGUAAUCCAGCUGUUCUAUCGAGGGAGAAUAUGGAACAUCCUUUUGUUCCUGUUGACUGUUCAGCUGGUGGGCCUCAUCAAGUCGUCCUUUGCCAGCUGUCUCCGUGGCAACAUUGUCAUGGUUUUCAUGUCCUUCUACUCGGUUUUGUACAUGUCCAGUUUGCUCCCAGCUAAGAUGUUCGCAAUAGCAACCAUCAAUAAAGCGGGCUGGGGCACAUCAGGUAGGAAAACAGUCGUGGUCAAUUUCAUAGGGCUAAUUCCAAUAUCAGUGUGGUUCUCUAUCCUCUUGGGUGGUGUUAUUUUCACGAUAUACCAAGAAACAAAAAAGCCCUUUUCGGAGUCGGAACAGACUAUUUUAAUCAUUGGUGCAAUACUGUAUGCCUGCUACUGGGUCAUGCUCUUGACGUUGUACGUGGUACUCAUUACUAAGUGCGGAAGGAGGAAAAAAGAGCAGCAAUACGACAUGGUGUUUGAUGUGUGACGUCCCAUUCCCUUUCAUUAUGUUUACAUUGUGAUGAUUUUCGGACUCCUCCACAGAGGAUUCUGGCUGGGCGACAGGUGGAGAUGUGUCGCCAGGAGAGACGGAUCAUUGCUGCUGUGACUAAAUCAAAAAGGACGUUCCUUUUCUUAACGUUGGGAUAACGUGCCAAAGUUGAACAUCCGUUCAAUCGAUUUAAAACCACCAAAUGGACACCCUGUUUACAUACAUGGGACUGGCAUGAGUUUUAAAUUCCUGUGCACUUUCAUGCAUCACUCUCAUCGCGUGUAAUGCUUGACAGAGAUAAUGAAGAAUAUACCUCAGUGGUUUUGUUUGCAUUGUGUGGGUGAUUGGGAAGCUCAUUCUCAAUUCAGAUAAUUUAUCAGAAAAAAAAUAAUGUGGGACGUUUUUAGAUACAGUUUUGUAAUGAAUGCCAAAGGUGGACUUUUCAGCAUGUUGGCCAUGCUGAAGCUACUUCAUCCUAUUUUAUAAUUUUUGUAUUGUAUUUGUACUGCAGUUUAUACAAACCUAAUGUUUAUUUUUGCUUAGCCAUCAAAGAGUUUCUAUUUUCAUUUGCCUUUUUUAUAAAAAAAUUAAAUAAAAUAAAUUGUGCAUGGGCAACUGUUUAUAUGACAUGGACCUUUAUUUGACCAAAAAUGUGAAACAUUAUUCUGGGUUUAUGUGUUUGCAAUGAUAACAAUAAAUGCAAUUCUAUGAAUAAAUUAUUACUUUGAAAGAAGAUGAACCUGUGUUUUUAAAAUAGUGUAAAUGGGUUAAUAACCAGCAUAUUUAUAUAAUUAAGCCUUCUGUGGUUUAUAGCUUUUUGUAGUGGAAUUAUAUUUUAUCACUUUCAAUGUCUACAAAACAGUUGUCUUAUAAUUGGUUAAGCUGUGAUAGGACAGUUUUCCAAAGAGGUAUUUGGAUUUGAAACCAAAUAUGUUUACAGGUCCAUACAAAAAUGUACCCGUUCCGGAAAUAAUGUUUAUAAGGAAAAAUGACUGCUUCCAAAAACAAAACCAACGAUAAAAUUAUAAUGACUAUAAUGCAGUACAGUAUCGAAAUAGUGCACAAAGCCCAGUUUUGCACAAAACAUCAGGGUUUUCAAAGCUGAUUUUCUGAUUUCUGUGCUCGUGCAAUGUGAUUUUUGUAAAUACAAUUUUGAAAAUAAAAAAUGAAAAAAAUAAACUUGCCAGAAUACAUUAAAUAAUUUGAUUACAUCUGGGCUGUGACUUCAGUCUUAAGAACAAACGUGUGAAACAAUUUUGAGUAUUUUUGUGUUUGCCAGUUAUACAUAGCCGAUAUGGAUAAAAAAGCACUUUCAUGGUGUGAGAAAAAUUAAAAUGUGU